CUGACCAUCUGGAGGAGAUCCUGAAGAGACAACAGCAUCAACCCCAAGAGCUCAGUUCAUCGCCAGACCACAAACCCUACGAAUGGUCCCUUAAAGUGCAGAUAGUGACCUGUUGCCUCCAUCGGCUGACCCACUGACCAAUAGCUUUCUUUCCUCAGGGCAAGAUGGCCCGGGAUAUGUCCGAUAAGGAUAUCCUGAAAAUGGAGCUGGAACAGCUUCAGAAGGAGGCGAAAAACACCAGAGAGCCUGUCUCUAAAACUGCAAAGGAGAUAUGUGAAUGGGUUGAGGCACAAUCUGCAGAAGAUCCACUCGUAAAAGGAGUUCCUGAGGACAAAAACCCAUUCAAGGAGAAGGGUGGAUGCAUAAUAACGUAGCCCAUGUGAUUUCUUGUGGAAAAACUUUGAGUGUUUUGUGUGUGUGCAAACCACACUGUGCUUAGUUUUAGUAUCAUGAAGACUGUAAGAUUUGAACAAAUGCUUGAAUCCAAAAUAUUUGGUUCAUGCUGAAUGUACUAUUUAUUAAGCAACCAUCUUCAACUAUUCGUAAAUAAAACAGGCAAAUUAGGAGAAUAAACAUUCACACGCCAUCCCACAGAAUCCUCAAUUCUUUAAUUACAGUAUGACAUGCUUCAUGGUAAUAAACCAUUCAACUUAAA
This is a messenger RNA of Danio rerio (zebrafish), 655 nucleotides long. It is a transcript of the gene gngt2a, whose product is annotated as guanine nucleotide binding protein (G protein), gamma transducing activity polypeptide 2a. Gene Ontology annotation, molecular function: G-protein beta-subunit binding. Gene Ontology annotation, biological process: G protein-coupled receptor signaling pathway. Gene Ontology annotation, cellular component: heterotrimeric G-protein complex; plasma membrane. Lineage: Eukaryota; Metazoa; Chordata; Actinopteri; Cypriniformes; Danionidae. The record is from RefSeq and is marked validated.